UCGAGUUAUAGACAACCGAGAUUCUCCUAAAUUCCAAGUCACCAAGUGGUUUUGUAUCUCCAACUGAUUUUCUAAAAGAUGAGAACCCUAGCUGGAACUCUCGCUGCCCUACUGCUGAUAGUAAAUUCAUCAGCAGCAAUACAUAUUCUAAGAUUGCUCGCCGAUUACGGUCUCACCAACACUUACGGAAUUAAAACCGAACAAUUACCAAGAUUCACGGAUUAUGAUUUCGUUAUCGUUGGCGCCGGUCCUGGUGGUUCAACACUAGCCAAUCGUCUAUCAGAGAAUCAAAACUGGAGAAUUCUACUCCUAGAAGCCGGUAAACAGGAGGGAAUUUUGAAUCAAAUACCGAUGUUGUCAUUCAUAAAUUCCGAGUACGAUUGGCGAUACAAUUCUGAACCUCAGAAAAAGGCAUGUCUAGGGCUAUCAGAUCGACGAUGUCCCAUACCCAAAGGAAAAUCAUUAGGUGGUACCACUACCAUAAAUGGCAUGGUUUACUCGAGAGGACAUAAAUUGGAUUUUGAUAUUUGGGCAGCACAGGGUAAUUAUGGUUGGUCAUAUGACGAAGUUCUACCCUAUUUCAAGAAGAGCGAACGUGCGAAUCUCAACGAACCGGUGGAUGAAUCCUACCACGGUAAAGAUGGAAAUGUUCAUGUGCAAAAUGCUCCAUGGCGCACCCCUCUCACAGGAGCCUUUUUAGAAGCAGGAAGACAACUAGGAUACAACAUUAUCGAUUACAAUGGACAACGACAGGUUGGAUUUUCGGACAGUCAAUUGACAAUGUUGAAUGGUACACGCUGUAGCGCAUCAAAAGCUUAUCUACGAAUAAGUCGGCCAAAUCUGGAUAUUGUGACGGAGGCAACAGUAUCGAGAAUAUUAAUUAACGACAAUAAUCAUGCAUACGGUGUGGAGUUUAUAAAAAAUAAUCAAUCAUAUAGAAUUAAUGCUAGCAAAGAGGUCAUAUUGUCAGCCGGCACAAUCAACACACCAAAAAUACUAAUGCUCUCUGGAAUUGGACCUAAAGAACACCUGGAGGAAUUGGGAAUCAAAGUUCGAAAGGAUUCUAAAGUUGGAUAUAAUGUUUGUGAUCAUGUAGCUUUUGCUGGUCUCACAUUCUUAGUGAACCAAAGUGUUGGCUUAACUGCUGAUAAUAUACACACACAAAGAGCUGUACUCCAAUAUGCUAUUAAUGGAACUGGGCCAUAUUCUACAACAGGUCCUGCGGGAGUAGCAUUCGUUCGCACAAAAUAUGCAAUUGAUGCUCGACCAGAUCUUGAAUUAAUUUUUCGUCCAGGAACUUUCAACAGUGACAACGAGGGAGCUUUUGCGAAAGCACGACGUCUCACGCAGGAAGUUUAUGACAGAAUUUGGAAACCUAUCGUAGGUCAGCAUACCUGGACAAUUUGGCCAGGUGUACAACUUGCUCACAGUAAAGGACGUAUCAAAUUGAGAUCAAAAAAUGUCGAAGAUCGGCCAAUAAUUGAUCCUAAUCUCUUAGAUGAUCCGCUCGAUGUGGAAAUUCUGGUUGAAGGAGUUAAACUCGCCAUAGAAUUAUCAAAAUCCGAGGCUUUUCAGAAAUAUGGCAGUCAACUCCAUGAUGUCAAAAUACCUGGAUGUGAGUCAUUAGAAUUUGCCUCUGAUGAUUACUGGCGUUGCGCCAUUCGACAUCUCACCACUACUUUUAAUCAUGAAAUGGGGACAGCAAAAAUGGGCCCAACAAGAGACUCUUCAGCUGUAGUUGAUCCUGAGUUACGAGUUCAUGGAGUUGGAAGAUUGAGGGUAAUCGAUGCUUCAAUCAUGCCAGAAAUACCAGUGGGCCAUUUGUCGGCUACAACUUACAUGAUCGCCGAGAAAGGUGCUGAUAUGAUUAAAAAAUCAUGGACACGUUAACAACCCCUCAAACACAACCCAUAGUUGUCCAGUUUGAUUCUACUUGAAAAUACCUAGAUAUAUAAUAACUCCAAAUGUUGGAAUUUAAGUUUCAGUCACGCGCAAUCUCCGGUAAAUCAAUAAUAUUCGUCAUUGCGAUUUGUUUAUUUUUCUAAAAUCGCAGACAUAAACCCAAAUAAAAAGUUGUAAAUGAGAUGUGAUAAUAAAACUGCACAAAUCACCUGUGUAA
Diachasmimorpha longicaudata is the source of this 2119-nucleotide messenger RNA. RefSeq names its product glucose dehydrogenase [FAD, quinone]-like. The record is from RefSeq and is a predicted model, not a curated record. The transcript has 2 exons. NCBI's taxonomy places the organism in Eukaryota, Metazoa, Arthropoda, Insecta, Hymenoptera, Braconidae. Bases 79 to 1890 code for a protein of 603 amino acids. Gene Ontology annotation, molecular function: oxidoreductase activity, acting on CH-OH group of donors; flavin adenine dinucleotide binding.